Messenger RNA from Colletotrichum destructivum, 3388 nucleotides. Its product is annotated as Putative glycoside hydrolase family 16, concanavalin A-like lectin/glucanase domain superfamily. Lineage: Eukaryota; Fungi; Ascomycota; Sordariomycetes; Glomerellales; Glomerellaceae. Bases 479 to 3388 code for a protein of 969 amino acids. Gene Ontology annotation, biological process: glucan catabolic process. The record is from RefSeq and is a predicted model, not a curated record. Gene Ontology annotation, molecular function: hydrolase activity, hydrolyzing O-glycosyl compounds. The transcript is spliced from 4 exons.
CGGUUUUGAGGCCGGCUCACCAAGACCUCGUCCGGGGGGGCCCUAAGGCCCAAUGAGCACGAGAUUGCUGGAGAGGCAGGCCUGCGGUCGAACCCCUGAGGGAAUCUCAUCUCGUGGCCCUACGGAUGAAUCGUAUGGCCAGGAGGGAAGAGUCUCUGGUCCGAUAUAAGAAGCGAUGGGUAACCCCCCCAUGGGAUCAAGCGCCCUGCGCAUCUAGGCCCCCUACCCUCUCUUCCAUCUCACCCUCUUUCGAGAUUCCUCUUUCGGUUUCUUAUUCACUCUCUUUUUUCUUAAAACCAAGUCUUUGAGGUCCCUUUCCCCUCUAUUCACUCUUUCUAGUGUGGAAAGAUCUCAUUCACUCGUUGUUCGUAGUGCUUUUGCGUGUGCUUCGGGACUUGCUCACGUCACAGCCGUUUCCCGUAGCCCUUUUUCCGUUUCUGUUUUUUUUUGUUUCCCCAAAAGAUUAUUUUAGCCCAACAUGGCCCCUUCACUCUUCUCGACGCUCUCUUCCGUCCUCCUUCUUACCUCUUCGGUAUCGGCCCAUAAGUCCUACCAGGUCGUGGACAGCUACGACUCCACAAACUUCCUCGACAAGUUCGGCUUCUUCGUCAGCGACCACUCGAGCUCAAACUACAACGAUGUAGACCCCACGGGCGGAUAUGUUUCCUAUAAGUCUGCCGAGGAGGCCCAGAGCAUGGGUAUUCUGAAGACCGUCGGCGAGGACUUGUACCUCGGCGUCGACUCCAAGUCCGUCCUCGACCCCAACGGCAUCGGCCGCAGCAGUGUCAGGAUCGAGAGCAAGAGCAAGUACAAGCAGGGUCUUUUCAUUGCGACUUUCUCUCACCUACCCAAGCCCGUCUGCGGUGCCUGGCCUGCUUUCUGGACCGUCGGUAAUCCCUGGCCCGAUGCCGGUGAGAUUGACAUCGUCGAGACCUGGAACGAGGACAACGUCAACAAGGUCGUUCUCCACACCGACGAGAGGAUCGGCGAGUGCCGCAUCGACGGCAAGGGCAUGACCGGAACCGUCAGCAAGCCGAACUGCGCCAACUUCGCCGUGGGCCAGGCCGACAACGAGGGUUGUGCCGGCCUCGACCCGGCCGCGCCCUUUGGAUCCGCCGAGGGCGGCGUUUAUGCCAUGCAAUGGACCGACGAUGCGAUCAAGGUUUGGGGCUUCACCCACGCCAACGUUCCCGCCGACAUCGCUACCAACCCCAACCCGGAGAACUGGGGCGUUCCGAGCUUUACCACUAGCACAUGCGCCGCAGACAAGCUCUUCGGAGAGGCCAAGCUCGUGAUGAACAUCAACCUGUGCGGCGUGGCCGGGCAGGAUGGCAUCUGGGACAGCUGCAAGGCCAAGGCCGGGGGCGCUACAUGCAAGGAGUGGGUUGCGAAGAACCCGGCCGCCUUCGCCGAGGUGUACUUCCAGCUCAAGUCCGUCAAGGUCUACAGCCUCAAAGAGGCCGAGGCGACUCCCAGCUCGGUCAUCUCCAGCCAGCUCGCUUCCACUGCUGUUGCUUCCACUGCUGCAGAGACCACUGUUGUUUCCACCUCUGCUGCUGCGGAGACCGCUGUCGUCAGCUCUGUCGUUGUGUCCUCCGCCGUCGCUUCUGAGAAGCCCGUCGAGACCGUCUCGGCUUCGGCCUCCGCUCCGGCCUCCACCUCCGUCAUCGCUUCCGAGAAGCCCAUCGAGACCCCCAUCGAGACCCCUGCUGAGAGCCUGACCACCCGUCUCGCCACGUCCACCGUCUACGAGACCAACAUCAAGACCAUCACCUCGUGCGCGCCCGAGGUCACCAACUGCCCGGCCAAGGACACCCCCGUAGUCGUCACCGAGGUCGUCCCCGUCACCACCACGAUCUGCCCCGUGUACGACGUUCCGACCCAGCUGACCAUCUCCAAGACUGAGGUCGUCACCGUCACCUCCUGUGCCCCUGAAGUCCCCAACUGCCCCGCGAGGACCUCGACUCUCACGACCCAAGAGAUCAUCCCCACGACGACCGCCAUCCCCGUCGAGAGCUACGUCCCGCCUAAGCCCACUGCCGACAAGCCCGUCGUCACCGUCAGCUCGCAGAAGCCUGUUGACGAUGUCACUACCGCCCUGACGACCUACAAGACCAACAUUGUCACAAUCACCUCCUGCGCGCCCGAGGUCCCCGACUGCCCUGCCAGGACCUCCACCAUCAUCACGAGCGAGGUCAUCCCCACUACCGUCCCCGCCGUUCCCGCCACCACCGAGGCCGAGAAGCCCGUCGUCACCGAGGAACCUCCCGUCCAGAUGACCACGUACAAGACCAACAUCGUUACUAUCACCUCUUGCGCGCCCGACGUUCCCAACUGCCCGGCCAGGACCUCGACCGUCAUCACCAGCGAGAUUGUCCCGGCGCCCACGACUGAGGGCGAGAAGCCUGUCCCCGUCACCACCGAGGUCGAGAAGCCCGUUGUCACGGAGCAGCCUCCCGUUCAGAUCACGACUUACAAGACUAACAUCAUCACCAUCACUUCCUGUGCUCCCGACGUCCCCAACUGCCCUGCCCGGACUAGCACCAUUGUCACUAGCGAGAUCGUGCCUGUUCCUACCACCGAGGUCGAGAAGCCCGUUCCUGUUCCUACUACGGAGGGAGAGAAGCCCGUUCCCGUGCCCACGACCGAGGCCGAGAAGCCGGUCCCCGUCACCACGGAGAUCCCCACCGUCCUGACGACCUUCAAGACGAACAUUGUCACCAUCACCUCGUGCGCACCCGAGGUCCCCGAUUGCCCCGCCAGGACUUCUACCAUCGUUACUAGCGAGCUCAUCUCCACGACGGUGCCCGUCCCCGGCGUCCCCGGCAAGCCCACCGACGUCUCUCAAAACCCGCCGGUCCCCGGUACCGAGAAGCCUGCGACCACUCCCGCCGUCCCCGGCAACGGCGAGCCCAUCACCACCCCCGCCGUCCCCGGCGGCGAGGAGCCCGCCACAACCCCGGUUGCCCCCGGCAAGCCUACGACUCCCGCCCCCGAAUACUCUACCAUAAGCAAGGACGAGCCCUCGGCCCCAGGCUCUCCCAAGCCUUCCAACCCCGGCGCCGGCGUCCCCACCGUCGGUGUCCCCGUGCCCGGCGAGACCACUUCCGCGCAGAAGCCCGUCCCCGAGACCCCCGGCGUCCCCGCGACCGACGUGGCCACCGCCACCGCUCCCCCCGCCGCGCCCACGACUCUGGUCGUCGCCCCGUCGUCCCCUUACAACGGCACUCUGACUACCGCCCGCAUCCCCGUCGGCACCGGCGUCACCGCGCCCUGCAUCGGCGCCGCGUGCCCGGCCACCACCACCGGCCCCGUCCAGGCUGGCGCCGGCAAGGUUGGCUCAGGAGCCUUCCUGCUGGCCGCCGCGCUGGCCGCCCUGGCCAUCUAA